CUGGACUGUUCAACUAACGGCUGAAAGAGCCAGUGGUCGCUGAUUUAAGUUCCGCCCUCGGCCUACACCACGCUUAUGACGAAAUCAAAGGUAACAUGUCAGGACGGAAUAAUACGCACUCAUCAACGUCAGGACAACUAGCAGAGCUUGAAGAACGAAAAGCGGACUUUGGAUUGGUAAUUACGCGUCGACGAAAGUUCGCUGUGUUCAGCUCGAUAGAAUGCACUAACUUGGAAAACGCUAUCGUUGGCGCCCUAUCAAUCCUACUGGAGAAGUUCCACUUCGAUACGAACGUUACCCAGUUGACGGUAAGCGGCUGCAUUAUAGCUGUGGCAUAUAAGGACCUAAAGCAGUACGUCCUGCUAGGCUACCAAGGCCCAACAGUCAGUAUGCUGUUAGUCGACGCUUCACUUCAACAGGUCUGUAGGCAAAACCUGGUUGAAACUAUGAAUGCUGCUACGUUGAGCGUCUGGGAGCCACCCCAGCUCACGUCGUAUUUCGUAGCGGGGUUUCUUGUGGGCGUUUGGAAUAACAAUUUCGAAGCUCAAAUAGAGAUCGAUUCAGGUCCGACGUGCGAAACCUACAUAAAACUGACUAACGCAUUUGUGCUUGAUGUGCUGAACAGAAAAUUCCCUGCUGGGGCCUCGAAGGCAAACCUCAAGGACGCGAUUACCUUCGUCGAGCAGAGCAUUCAACAACAAAUGGACAGACUCAAAUGGCCUCUGGGAAACUUACAUGCACUAAGUAUAGCUGGUAUACUUGAUGUUUACUCCGGUGGAAAACCAGAACUCAUUAUUGAAGCCGAACAGAUACUUAGUGUAACCGCGUUCAUGUGUGAAACUCUUGAAGCUGAGGGAAUUCAAAAACGCGAAAAAAAAAUUAACUUGGAGCACUAAACAGUUCAGCUCAAUCAACCAGAUACCAAUAACGCGCGGUUCAAUUGGAAUGGAAAAGAUCAUUGCACCGGUUGCAAACGUCGUCAGUGUACAUUGCCAUUCCCGUCAGAUGCGGGCGGGAAUUAUACACAAAAUGAAUGAUUUGAUGAUAAGUAAGACGUGAAGAUUAUUUCCACAGUGGAUAGCAUCGAA
This is a messenger RNA of Varroa destructor (honeybee mite), 1088 nucleotides long. RefSeq lists its product as uncharacterized. Lineage: Eukaryota; Metazoa; Arthropoda; Arachnida; Mesostigmata; Varroidae. The record is from RefSeq and is a predicted model, not a curated record.